This is a messenger RNA of Punica granatum (pomegranate), 2632 nucleotides long. NCBI's taxonomy places the organism in Eukaryota, Viridiplantae, Streptophyta, Magnoliopsida, Myrtales, Lythraceae. The record is from RefSeq and is a predicted model, not a curated record.
GGUGACGUCCACCGCACCGCAAUAUACCCCACCGACGGGCCAAUUCCACACCCUUUUCCCGAAAACUAUAAAUAUCUCCGCCUUUGGCUCCCCCGUUUCGUGCCCUAGAAAUCUACCCCCCCGCCUUCGCCUCCUCUCGCCGCACUCAUGCUCGCCGAGCUCCGGCCCUCCAUUUCCCCCUCCCUUCCUCUUCCGAUUCCUCCCGAAUCAGUGGCCGAGCCGGCAGUGUUAUGAUCGACGGCUAGGGUUUCUUGGAUCUCCGAGCAUGGUGGUGUGUUCGCUCCCCGGCAGCGAUGGACGCAGUGGAGCUGCCCUAUCCGGUUGAUGUGGUGGCGGGAGCACCAGUGUGUAAGCUCAUGGGCUCGGAUGGCUUCGGUAGAGCUUUGGUUGGGCCCACUGUGAAGGAAGCUGAGCAUCGCGAUUUUGACCGCCCCGUCACGCUCGCAAGCCCCCCCUCGAUUGAGCGGUUCAGUGCGCUUCACGGCGAAAAAGAUGUGGCAGGCACUGCCCAUGCUUCUAAGUCACUUUUUGAGGGAAAAAUUGCGGCCACUGGAUAUCGCGGGCACAAUGAUUUGCUGCCCAGUUUCAAGAACAAAGAUUUCUGUCCAAAUCCUUCAACUGGCCACACAAAAUUUAUCCAGCUUCCUGGUGGCGAUGAACGCCAAUUGCAACUUAAAGCAGGCAAGGUUUCAAGAAGUAAUGGUAAAUGUUCCAAAAGAGCACGCAUAACUCGAGAAGAAGAAUCUUCAAGUUCAAGAAUUACUGAUGCUCAUGAAGUAGGAGACUUAUCCAGCAAAGCUUUGGUUAAAAGUACCUUUCUAGAGAGGAGUCAAUCAGGCAAACAAAGGAAUAUAGGUAGCAAACGUGGCGAUAGGAGAAAUUUCAAGUUUCCCCUGAGGACUAAAAGUGAUUAUUUCCCCGUGAAGGGAUGCUCUUCGGUUUCUAACUUAUCGACAGCUGGCAGCAAUGCUCUAGGAGUAUAUGGUCUGAAGUCAGAUAUCCACGAUGUUAUGAAGCUUGUCAAUGAUCUAUCACUGAAAGAGAUCCUUGAGGGUACAAUCAAGUGUCCCAUCUUAGGCAAAGAAAAGGGGAAGAAAGCAGCAAAUGCGAACGAAGCUAUAAUACAGUCGGUCAGAAAGGUCUGCUGUAUGCUUCAACCAGUAAAGUCUAGCAAAUCCCAGAACCUUCCCGAUUUUGAUAACCCGGACAUAAAAGUAUGCAGCUCUUUAUUGAGCUCUGCUUCCUUGGAAGAAAGUGCAGUUGAUGAUGACUCUGGAGAUCCGAACAAAGUGGAACUGUCUUCAUGUAAUGAGGAGUCUUAUAGGAAGUCUGAAAUGACACCAGUGCAUCCGCUUGGUACACCUGUCUAUCUGCCUCUGGACUUGUUUAAAAGGUUGGCACUUCCAGCGCCCAAAGACUUGGAUUCUCUGCUCGUUGAUGCCGCCAAACCCAUUUCAUCUUCAAAGAGUGCGUCUGAUCUUCGGUCGGGCAAGCAAGUACUUGCUCGCCGAGGAGGGCUACCACCUUUUCCUUGGUCACAUGCCUUCAAUGGAUACAGUCGGACCAAUUCUGAUGCAGCGAAGUUGGCCACAGGGAGAUCCACCUGCCCAGGUAAAUGGGUGAGGAUGAAGGACCCUGCAGCUUUAUUCAGGGGUACCCUUGAUAGUUUCACGGACUUGGACUCUAUCACUUAUGAUUGGAACUUGGUCCCUUGCCGAACAGUAGAAAUGGUAGCAUUGGAAAGCAAAAUUGCCACUGAUGAAUCUCCUGCAUUACCUUUUGGUGAGUUAGGUUCAUCAUCAUCAGCAGCUUUUUCUGUUGCCUCUGGGGCUCCUUUAGGAUGUGGAGAUGAGAUGGAGCAUCAGCAACAAGGGGACUGCUCAUCUAGUCUAAUAGCUGCUGCUCAAACACUGUGCGAGAUUGCAACCUCUUCAAGGAAGAAAAGCCUUGACAAGACAAAAUGGCCCAAGAAGCAGCCCUCGCAGAAGGCAAUGAAAGCCUGGAAGUUGAAACUGGGCAACGACAAGCCUGAAGAACUACCAGCCAGCCCAUUGAGACCUAAUGGUCUCGUAACGUAUCCUGACAAAAUAUGGCCCUCGAAGAAGCCGAAAUUCUCCACAACAGAGAGGUGCUUUGCUAAGGCACCAAUUAGUUGGGCCACUCCACGAUCGAGUCGAUCAUCACCAAGCAGGCUAGUCAGGGAGUCCAUUUCUGAGACUAAACUUUCCGUAGUCAACAUUUCGAAGCCAAGGAAAUUGAUACUGCCUGAUUGGAACGACGGGAGGGAAGGGUUGCAAUGACAUUGGAUAGCCUAUGGUUUCUCAGGCACGAUAAUUAUCUUACUACUCCGACACUGUAUUUAGUGAUUCGAUUCCAUUUCGAUGAUGAUGUAGCGAUUAGAUUGUUGUGUACAUACUAUGUACGUCUGGGUUUCACUAGACAGAGCGGGGGGUUAUUGAUGUUGUAACAUUAGCUUUCUGAGGGAUAAGUAGGAGAGAGCAAGAAAGGAUUCUUUUGCCCUUUGUGUAAAUCAUAAGAAAGAGGCAAGAUACGAAGAACUUCGGGUCUUCCACAGCCCUUCUGGGUUAUGCAAUAUGGUUGCUUGGAGUUAUUGAUGUCUCAUCUGGUUACA